Messenger RNA from Platichthys flesus (European flounder), 4350 nucleotides. RefSeq names its product eph receptor B6 (gene ephb6). The transcript is spliced from 19 exons. The coding region runs from base 71 to 3085 and encodes 1004 amino acids. NCBI's taxonomy places the organism in Eukaryota, Metazoa, Chordata, Actinopteri, Pleuronectiformes, Pleuronectidae. Gene Ontology annotation, cellular component: plasma membrane; neuron projection. Gene Ontology annotation, molecular function: protein binding; ATP binding; transmembrane-ephrin receptor activity. The record is from RefSeq and is a predicted model, not a curated record. Gene Ontology annotation, biological process: protein phosphorylation; cell surface receptor protein tyrosine kinase signaling pathway; axon guidance.
CCUGUUUCUCUCUCUUUCAUGCUCUCUCCCUUCCUCUCUCUCUCUCUGUCAGUUUCAUUCUGUAGUGGAGAUGUGGAGGGUUGUUCUGUGUCUCUGUCUGAUUUUCCGGCCUCAUUCAGCAGAGGAAGUGAUGCUGCUGGACACAACAGAGUCUACCUCAGAGCUGGGUUGGACCACCUAUCCAGACACAGGGUGGGACGAGGUCAGUGUCCUGGACGACCGGGGGAAGCUCAUACGGACCUUUGAGGUCUGUAAUGUCAACCAAAACCCCCGUCAGCAGGACAACUGGUUGGCCACACCUUUCCUGUUCCGCAACUCGGCUCCACGGGUGUUUGUCACGUUGCGUUUCUCGGUGCGUGACUGCGCCAGCCUGCGAUCACCAUCACCCUCCUGCCGAGAGACGCUCACCCUGUACUUCAAACAGGCCGACUCCCAGAGGGAGCUGGAGAGGACCUGGGCGGCUGAGCCGUCCAGCAAUGAGAAGGACACCAGGGAGGGUUGGGUGAAGAUCGACACCAUUGCAGCAGAUAAGAGUUUCUCCAAGGUGGAGCCCAGUUCCCCUCACCAGUACCAGCCGAACAGAUACAGUCGAAUCAACGUCAAGACACGCAGCUUUGCCCCGCUCACACGCAACGGAUUUGUCCUGGCUAUUGUUGACAGUGGAGCUUGUGUUUCCCUCAUGGGUGUCUCCGUCUUCUACCGGCGCUGUCCAGCCACCAGUCUCUUCUUGGCCUCUUACCCAGCGACCCCCUCGGGGGCAGAGCCCACGGCCUUAGUGCCCGUGAGCGGGACAUGUGUCCCCAACAGUAGAGCACAGGGCGGCACGGCCCCUCGCAUGCACUGCAAUGCUGAGGGAGAAUGGAUGGUACCUGUAGGAGGGUGUGUCUGUGACGGCGGCUUCGAGCCCAACCUCAAUGGAUCCGCCUGCUUGGCCUGUCCUGUGGGAUACUUCAAGUCCGUCUCAGGCUCCGCUCCCUGCGCCGUGUGUCCCCCCAACAGCAGAACCAGUCAGACAGGAUCCAGUAUGUGCGAAUGUCGCAGCGGCUUUUACCGGGGAGCCAAUGAUGCCAACUCUUCUGCCUGCACAACUCCUCCAUCUGCUCCCAACUCCAUGUCCUGGGAGUAUGAGAGCGAUGACGGCGGGGUGUCCAUCAGGUGGCGCCCGCCAUCGGACAUGGGAGGCCGCAGCGAGGUGUGGUACGCGGUGGUUUGCCGCAUCUGCCCCUCGGCCACCUUCAGCAACCCGGCGACAUGCUCCUGGUGCGGUGAUGGCGUCACGUUCAGUCCCUCCCAGACCAACCUGAAACAAACCAAGGUCACCCUGAACAACCUGCUGACCAGAGUCACCUAUCUCAUGCAGGUGCAAGCCAUGAAUGAGGUGUCGGCUUUGAGUCCGUUCUCAGCUCGAUACGCCAGCAUCAAUUUCACCACGAGCCAGUCAGUUCCCAGUAUAGUUCCCAUGAUGCACCAGCUGAGCCGAGCCCCAGAAUCCAUCACUCUAUCGUGGCCUCAGCCGGACCGACCCAACGGAGACAUCCUGGAGUACCAGCUCAGAUACUACGACAAGGGCUCAGAUGUGAACAGUGCGAUGACCGUGUACAGCGAGACCAACACAGUGACCAUCAACCCUCUGAUUCCCGGCUCCAUCUACGGCUUCCAGAUCAGAGCUCGCAACGAACGGGGUUACGGCCCCUACAGCAACACCAUCUACUUCACCACUCUGCCUCUGGAGGAACAUUCCCAGCAGAUCCAGAAUCGACUUCCUCUGCUGGUCGGCUCGGUGAUGGGUGGGGCGGCCUUUCUUCUGGUCGUGGUGGCGAUUGUGGUCGUGGUGGUAUUUCGCAGUAAGAGGAGGGAGAGCCCGUACAGCGACAGGCUCCAGAGAUACAUCAGUAACAAAGGUGGAGUGAAGUACUACGUGGACCCAUCCACCUAUGAAGACCCCAGUGAGGCCGUCAAAGAGUUUGCCCGUGAGAUAGAUCCCCUUCACCUCAAGAUCGAGGAGGUGAUUGGUUCAGCUCAGUUCGGCGAAGUUUCCCGAGGUCGUUACCGUCCGAUGGGUCGCAGGGAGGUGCUUGUGGCCGUGAAGACUCUUCGCUGGGGGGCGUCCGACAGGGAGAGGGGGUUGUUCCUCAGUGAAGCCGGGGUCAUGGGCCAGUUUGACCACCCCAACGUGCUGAAGCUGGAGGGCGUGGUCACCCACAGCCCUCCAGAGAGGAUCAUCACUGAGUUUAUGGAGAACGGGCCGCUGGACUCAUUCCUCAGGGAGAACGAGGGCCAGUUCAGCAUCCUGCAGCUCAUUGGGAUGCUGAGGGGAGUCGGUGCAGGGAUGCGUUACCUCGCUGAGAGAAACUUUGUCCACCGGGACCUGGCCGCCCGGAAUGUGCUGGUCAACUCCAACCUGGUGUGCAAAGUGUCGGACUUUGGCCUGUCACGACUCAUGAGGGGCCUGGACCACAACAUACCCACGUACACUGCCUCGCUGGGCAGUAAGAUUCCUGUGAGGUGGACGGCACCGGAGGCGUUUCAGCAUCGCAAGUUCAGCUCAGCCAGUGACGUCUGGAGCUUCGGCAUACUGAUGUGGGAAGUGAUGUCAUACGGAGAGCGCCCGUACUGGGACAUGAGCAAUCAAGAAGUGAUGAAGGCAGUGGCAGACCAGUAUCGUCUCCCCGCCCCCCACAACUGCCCGCCUGCCCUCCACUCUCUGAUGCUUCAGUGCUGGCAGGCCGAGCGAGCCGACCGCCUCGGCUUCGACUCCCUCCUGUCCUCCCUGGACCGGCUCAUCAGGCACCCCGCCGCCCUCAAGACGGAGCCGACCCGAAGCUGUUCCCAGACGCUGCUCAGCCCGACCCCCACAGACCUGUCAGCAGUGGCGACAGUCAGCGAUUGGCUGAAGGCGUUGAGGAUGGAGAGAUAUCAGGACGAGUUCGACCGGGCUCAGCUGGACACUUUGGACAGAGUCAGCACCCUCACCAUGGAUGACGUCCAGAACCUCGGGGUGAACCUGGUGGGACACCAGAGGAAGAUCGUCACCGCGGCCCAGCAGCUCAGAGCCCAUCUGACACAGGGGCAGGUGGAGGUGUGAAAUCCCAGCUUACAGAACAACAGGAUUUCUGUGGUUGUCACAUUCCUCUGCUUGUCGUGUCUGGUUUCUGCAAGACCUUUUAUUUUCACGGAGCACAUUUUGAGCCCAAACAUAAAUAGAGAGAAUCGGCGUAGAGUGCCGCUGCGUAUUCGGAUAAACCUGACACUACAACCAGAAGGGGUGAGAAACAGAGGAUCGGACUUUUCCUGCCUGUCACUCGAGACGAGUAAAAGAAGAGGGAUGCAUCUGGUCCGGGUCAGAGUGAGGUCAGGGAGUUGUUAAGGAGAAUGAGGACUGUUAAAGAUUCCUCAAUGUUUUUCACUAUAGAUUUCACUAUGCUGUUGUCUGCCUUCUCUCCUCACCCAUCUGCAGUCCUACCUCUCACCCUCUCUUCCACUGAUGUCCCUCCCUCAAAUGUCCCCCUACCUCCACCCCAGUGAGGUCAGUAAAAAAAAAAUCAAGGAGGUCUCUCCUCACAAAGAAUUGCGUGAAGACAAUCAAAGCCUUUUUUUAUUUUUUGAGUUGUUUGUACAGUCUUAAAGUUCCUCUCCACUUAAAUGCUAAAAGCAGAAAAACAAUAUACUACCUAGCAGCAUGUGGUUUGCCUUAUGAGGUCUCACCAUUAACUGUCAGUGAAAAUGUAAAGUUUGCUCGGUGUCGGAGCAAAAGCUGUAAACCACCAGUCGCGAAAGAGGGGAAACAAAAACUUAACUAAAAGAUGACUCCCCUGUUUAAAAGACAUAUCCAUGGUCUGAGAGCAGGCCCUGUUUGCAUGAGUCACUCUCACUGCCGGGCCUCUCGCGGGGGGGGAAGCUGUCGAGCGCCACGAGUGUCACCUCGGCUGCAAACACUGCGUCCACCUGUGAUGAGGACAGAGCUGAACAGCACUCACCUGUACGUGUACGUUUCACACUUCACCUCCUUUUGUUCGAUAGAGUAAAGACACUGAGUCACUGAAGCUUUGUGAAUGUGUGAAAUGGCAAAGACGGAAACAAUCGGAUCUGAUUUACACUCGGAGGAGGGAGGCAAAAUGCUUCGUAAGUAUGUACCUGUGUGUCUGUAACCUGUGUGUACCGUAGGAAACGUGUGCGUGUGGGCGUGUGUGCGUGCGUGCGUGUGUGCGUGCGUGCGUGUGUGAGACAAGUGUGUGCGUGUGUGAGACAAGUGUGUCAGGCUACACACAUCGUUAGCUGUGAGUGUUCACCACUAUUCCAUAAUUGUGGAAAAUUUGUAAAAUAAAUGAUAUGACUUUAUUUAAAAACCAA